Molecule: messenger RNA, 4299 nt
Organism: Engraulis encrasicolus (European anchovy)
Lineage: Eukaryota; Metazoa; Chordata; Actinopteri; Clupeiformes; Engraulidae
Gene: atosb
Product: atos homolog protein B
Exons: 12
Coding region: 1226-3376 (716 amino acids)
Source: RefSeq, a predicted model, not a curated record
ACCAAAGGGACAAGCCUUUACUGCUGUCGAGGGUGACAUUAACAGGAAAGCUCCUUCUUCACAGUGCCGUUCAUCAUCAGAAUCGACGAUAUUUCUGAAGAUUUAAGGCGACAGUCCAACAACUACGCCCAGCGCUGACGGUAGAUUGUUGGUUGAGCUCUAAGCUUGUUGGAAUUUAAAUACUGACAGUUCAGUUGUCCGUUCGAUCGAGGCAGCGGCCAGUGUAGGCUACUAGAACAAAUAGAAAAGGGCAAACUUGCCACAAAAGCGACGGGAAUGCAGUUCCGUAUGCUGGUGUAAUCGAUUAGUUACAUUAGAGGAUUCAGUGAUCUCCUGAAAUAUUUGGACUGCUGGUCGUACCUAGAAGCUGCGACAAACAGCCAUUGGACCUGGGUGAUCUGGUGAGAGCACACACAGGGGGGAGGAAGCAAGGCAAGCAGGCAGACAGACAGAGUGACGGAGAGUCUGAAAGAGCAACCUGCUACAUGCAACUGCCUGCAAGAGUAUUCAAGCCACUCGAAGCCUAGACCAGAAUAACAACACCCAGCAGCUCAUUCAGAGAGGAGAGAACACAGCAGACUACACCAGGGAACGGAGAGCUUUGGAGGCUUUUUGGGAGGGCCUCGCUCACUGGAAUGCCUGAGACGCAAUGCAGCCACUGAGGUGCCCCCCACGCCCAGGUGCCCAGGAGGGGCGUGCCAGAGCCAGUACCAGGCCAUCGCCGGCCCAGACCCGGAGAACCCGUAGAAGAGAAGAGACCACCACCACCACCCUCCCUCUCGCCGCCAGUAGCACCUGUGUCACCUGUACCACCAGUUCACUACCAGCACUGCCUCUGCGGCUUCAGGCUCUAGCCCCCCAUUGACGCUUCGCCCUCGGACGGCCUGUCCGGGGAAUGCUGUUUGUUGGUGUUCGGAGGGCAGGGCAGUGUUGGGCAUGGGUGCGCUCCUCAGGGUGUAGCCUGGGGCCACGGGCACUGCACAGCUGCUACUGGGACAUACACACGCACGACAGCCUGGAGGGCAUCGUCACACCACCACAACACACAGGUGCCAUAGAGCCAGGCACCGUGGAGAGACUGCUUGGCUAACUGCAGUGGAGCAUUUGUACAGGCUUCCACCUCCUCUGAGCAGAGACUCUGGGCUCAAGCUCUUUUGCACUUUCCACAAACUCUCAUCACAAUAAUAACUCUCGAGACGUGUACAUAAGCUGAGAGAGAGAAGCCAUGCGUCACAUCCACGUCGAGCUGGCUCGCAAGGAGCCCACGGUCCAGCUCCCGGCAAAGGAGGGGGACCUACCACCGCCGACCAGCACCCCGGCCGACGGUCACGAUCUCGGGGUGGCGCGACCCGGCGGGGUGCCCAGACCUUUCGGAGAUCAGGAGAUCCGCAUGCAGAAGGUGUACCAGCUGUCCAUCUUCUCCCAGAGAGGAGGCUACCUAGGGGAGGUGCCUGGAGAGUCCCAGCAGCGAGGCACCCGCGUGGGCCUGAAGAGGGGCCUGGAGGACCCGGUGACUCCCAUAGCUCAGAAGAGGUUACACGAGGCCGGUCAGGAGGAGGCGAGGGAGGAGGUGGCCGGUAAGGAGGAGGAGGAGCAGCAGGAGGAGGAUGGGGAAGACAUGCAGGGGGAGGUGCUGUGCGGCUCCACGUCUGUGGACUCCUACUAUGUCCGUUCGCCAGGGGCGGCGUCUCCCACCGCUGCCACCCUCACCACCGCAGCGAAAACAUCCCCACCCCGAUCACCGCCCUCGCAAUCACUCUCCCCCACCCACACCUACGCCCCACCUUACCCCUCCCGCCGGCCGGCCCAACACAACCACGACCGGCCGGUGCCUGACCCCUGGGCCCCUCUAUCGCCCAAGUCUCCCCCCAUGGUGGACCCCCAUGGCUCCCCCCACGGCUACCGCUCCAGCGACCCCUCCGGCUCCUCCUCACCGGUGCUGAGCCCCGAGCCUCCACCCGCAGGAGACGCCCCGGCCUGCUCCAUCGGCUCUCCUCCGCACAGCAACGGCUCCAGUAACGGAUCCAGCAACGGAUAUAGCAAUGGCUCCAACAACGGAUAUAGCAAUGGCUCCAACAACGGAUAUAGCAAUGGCUCCUCCAGCAACGGCAAUGGGUCGUUGAUGGCAUCGGUGGCCGAGCAGGGAGCCUCCUCCUGGUUGGUGUCCUCCCGCAGCCCCAGCCCCCCGUACCCCCACUCGCCCCCAUCCUCCUCCUCCAGCCCCAGGAGGUUCCUGGAGGCCAUGGAGUGGAGCACCGGCCUGGAGUCCUCUCCACCACCCAGGACUGCAGACCACCGGGGGGCCUCCUCCCCUACCACCUCCUCCACCCACGGCGGCGUGCCAUCCACGGAGAAGACCCCCGUGGACCCGCGGGCGUUCCUCAACGGGACGUACUCCUCCAACCCGUCGGCGCCGUGUCCCGCCAAGAAGAAGCUGCUGUCGUCCAGCGACACGGCCGACUCGUGCUCGGAGGACGAGGGCCCGUCGACGUCCAAGAGGAGCCGGCUGGCGCUGCUGGCCCCAGGACUGGGCCUGGCCUCCUGCCGCAGCACCGACGCCAAGGCCGCCCCCUUCUGGAACCACCUGCUGCCCUCCGCACGACAACACCACAAGGGCGCCACAGACUGUACAAGAGCUGGAAGAAGACUAAAAUCUGGGAUCAGGCUCAAAUCUCGCCAGCUGCGUAGUGGCCGGCGGACAGAGAGCUGCCACUCCACCAGAUCCGUCUGGCCCUCCGCUUCCAUCAGCCGAUCCCUCCUGGGCAACUUUGAAGAGUCCAUGCUAAAGGGCCGCUUCUCCCCGUCGGGUCGUAUCGAGGGCUUCACGGCGGAGAUCGGGGCCAGCGGCUCCUACUGUCCCCAGCAUGCCACCCUGCCUGUCCAGGUCACCUACUACGACAUCUCCGAGCACAGCGCACCCUCGCCUUUCCUAGGUGUCAUCUCCCUGGAUCAGCUGGGGAAGAAGGGAUACAGCGUCCCCAAGACAGGGACCAUCCAAGUGACCUUAUUCAACCCCAACAAAACUGUGGUCAAGAUGUUCCUGGUCACCUAUGACUUCGGGGACAUGCCUGCCAAUCACAUUACCUUCCUGCGACACCGCAUCUUCCUGGUUCCCGUGGAAACGGGAGAGGGCUCUGACAGGCCGGGCCCCGCCCACGACACAGCACAGUCACAGGCACAGGCCGACAGGAGGAAAAUUCUCUGCUACUUGAUACACCUCAGAUUCCAGAGUUCCAAAUCUGGGAAAAUCUACUUGCACAAUGAUAUCCGGCUGCUAUUCUCCCGUAAGUCCAUCGAGGUGGACACCGGGAUUCCUUAUGAGCUAAAAUCGUUCACCGAGGUGCCAAGAAACCCCAAGUACUCCCCGCGCGUCUGACGCUUGCCAGCACUGCCCGGUGCAGGGGGCGGCAAACCCCACACACACUGAGAGAAAAAAACUCCUCGAGAAGACUACAAGGACUCAUGGAGGACUAAUGCUCACUUGAAAGACUGAAUCUUCACAAGAACAUACAGUACACAUAUGCACAACCAUACAGUGCAUACACAUACAGGGACAUGCACAUCACAUAGUGUCCGCACACACAUGCGCACACACACACACACACACACACACACACACACACACACACACACACACCAAUAAAUACAGAGGCAAACACACACAGACAUAAAUGUUGCACAUGCUUAUGCACACAGACACACACACACACAUACACGCACACACACACAGAACACACACAAAUGUGCAUAUCACACUCACUCAUGGAGAGACUCUUGAGUUCAGUGUUUGUGCAUGCCUUGUGACUUAACCGAGUUUUCCUUUAGUGCCGUGACUUCACACAGUAAACGUGUCUGCCCUUCAGUCUGUACCCCCUUCCCCCUCCCCAACCCCCCAAACCCCACUCUUAACGGACCAAUCACAGCUGCCGUUGCCACGGUGGGAUCCAAUCAGAUAUGUAGUGAAAUGCUCCAUUGACUCUUUCCCAUGCGCCUGUCUAUGGAGACAAAAAGAUAAAAAAAAGAUGCUCCACUGAAGUCAGACUGUGUGUGUGUGUGGGGAGAAGGGGUAGGAGGAGGAGGACGGUGUUGAGAAUGAAUAGACCUUUGAGCGAGCCAUGGACUCACUUUCUGCAUCCCCGGGUUGUUGUCCUCGGAAAGGAAAAACCAUCACGUGGGGCACAUGAGGCACAAGCCAUGCUACUACUGCAUUCCAUGGCCGAAUGGCAACAGACAACAGACUCUGAAGGACCUUCAUCCAGACAUGGAGGCAUGAGUAACCUUGGAUAUGGGUGGGGGAGU